Messenger RNA from Rotaria socialis, 1770 nucleotides. NCBI's taxonomy places the organism in Eukaryota, Metazoa, Rotifera, Eurotatoria, Philodinida, Philodinidae. The record is from the annotation of a GenBank genome assembly.
AUGAAUUUAGAAUUGUUUGCAAACGAAUUAUUGCUGGAUAUAUUUGAAUAUUUUCAUGCUGUACAAAUUCUUCGAAGUUUUCAAGGUCUCAAUAGACGUUUCGACACGCUAAUCUUGACUCAUUUUCAAAAGCAUCGUUUCGAUUUUCGAACAGCAUCCAAAAAAGAUUUCGAUAGUGUUUGUGAAAUAAAUCUCCCAUUAAUUCUUGAUCAAAUUAGUUCACUUGGUCUUUCAAAUGACGAUGAAAUUCCUCACCAAAUUGAUUUAUUUCGUUCCUAUGGUUGGAAACUUGAUCAAUUUCAAAAUCUUUCCUCACUUUCAUUAGACCAUAUUCGUUCAGGUGACAUAGUUUGUGAAGUUUUAUGCGAAUGUCCUCAACUGAUUCAUUUGAAUUUGAAUUCAUGCUAUUUUGGCGGUAAACAAGAUGAUAUUCUUCGUUUUGUCAAUUGUGUUUGGAGCUUACCUAAAUUGACUUACUGUUGUUUGAAUAUGAGCUUUAAACAUGGACUCACCAUGCCAAUAUCGAACAAUAUUUCAUUAUCAUUGAAACAUUUAUCAGUCUUAGGUGUCUCUUACCGCAUUGAUCAAUUAACUCAGCUUUGUGAAUAUACACCGCAUCUUCAAUAUUUUACAUUCGACUUAUCCAGUACUCGUUCUGGCGAAGAAAUAAAAAAAUCUAUUUCAUCAAUAACUACAUUAAAUCUUGUUUUUGUUGGUACACAGCAUGGCAUUAUAGAAAAUUUACUAAAACAUGUCCCGAAUUUGUGCCGACUGAAAAUCGAAACAAUGUAUUUGGAAAUGAAUGGGCAUGAUUGGGAACAUAUUAUUUGUCGUUGUUUACCGAAAUUAAAAGCAUUUCAAUUAAAAAUGAGAUUCGAAGUUACGAGAGAAAAACAUAGAAAAGAACUGUUGAAUUCAUUUCAAACUCGAUUUUGGCUUGAAGAACAACAAUGGUACAUUCGGUAUCAUUACAAUUUAGAUGACAGCUCCAAAAUGAUUUGUCUCUAUACUUUACCAUUUAGUUUUUCUUAUCUUGAUAUUUUCUUUCCUAUUCAUUUCGAAUCGACUUGUCCACAAGAUGAUGAUGAUAAUCAGUAUUUAUCAUAUAAUCAUGUUCAACAUUUGCUGUAUCGUUCUUCAUUAACAAACAACAUAAUUGUGUCGAAUCUUCAUUUUUCAAAUGUAACUCAACUUUCAAUAACUCUUCCUGCAAACAAUAAUUUACUGUUCAUCAUGAAAAAACUUGAUCGAUUAAAUACACUAGAAGUAUCACGUUCGAAGAGUAUGUCAAAUGUUGACGCGCAGUUACAAUUGCAAAAUAUACUUGACCUAGCACCUUAUAUAUGUUCCUUGAGAUUUAAUUCAUGGCGAGAAGGUCAAUUUCAAAAUCAAGAUUCUUUGAGGACUGGUAGAUUAACACCGAUCGUCUUGAAAACUCGAUUGAUUCGACAGGUCAAUUUGCGAGGCUAUGAUUGGUGGUUUAACGAUGAAGAAUGCGUAUUGAUACGUGAUUCAUCAUUAAUGAAAAGUUGUGAAGUACUUUUUAUCAAAGUUCAAAAUAGAAUGAAUUUACUUUAUCUUAUCAAUUCACUGAAUAAUUUGCGAGCAUUGAUUGUUCAAUCUCGUGAUGACAAUUGGACUUGGAAUGACUAUUCUUCGUCAACAGGUGAUUCUUAUGUUCAAUGGUUACAGCAGAACUUGCCGUCGAAGUGUUCCGUUAAACGAGACUCUCGUUUCGUUCAUUGUAUUCGAAUAUGGAUUCGUUUAUAA